AUGCGCGCACUGUCUAUCUGAUGACAUAACGUGAUAAAAUACCGGCGUGAGAGCCAGCUAGAGUGAGCCGAGGUUCCUCGAAGCCUUCUGUGGGUGUGGGUGGUGUUCUUACCUCGCAGCCAAAAAUCCAUAUUUCUCUGCGCCGGAGGCACGCAUGCGGCAGUGCAACGGAGCCGAAGGUGCCUGCCUGCCUGCCUGCCUGCCUACCGGCUUGAACAGUGCCAGAGUGCAGGCUGGUCCCGAUCCAACUCGGGGAGCGGAGUCCGUGUGUUCCUAGAGGCUGCUGACUGUGAGACAGCGGAGUUGGGCAGCUGGCUGAUCUGCGUCGCUGUAAACAACUGCGAGGGUACAAAUGACGCACCUGAAUUUACACUUGCGCGACUUUUGGACGGUCGACUAGACAUAUUUGAAGUGAGUGUUCAGUGACCGUCUGGCAUGACAUUUAGGCUACGCAUGCUGCUUUUUGCGCAGUAGACUGAGUAGCAUUAUAUGCUGUUUUAUGCUGGGUUUUUUUUUUUACAACUAUGCCUAUUGCCUUGUAAAACACUGUGACGUCUUCUCUUAUUCACUAUUGAAGUGAGUAGCCAAUUGCUUUCAUUAUCGCCACACACACCUCUAUUCUAUUUCAUUUUCAGGUGAGUCACAUUGGAAUGAACAAUCACUGCUGUCAACUUGGAUAGUUGCCUGCCUGUCCGUCCCAAUGAGAAUUCAGUAUUUCGGCAGUGAAAAAUGCCGUGUCUGUCCACAGAGAGCUGGACUGAGGUGCAGGUGGGCUGUCGUAUGAAAUAGGAGAAGGACUUGGUGGUCACACACACCCAAUUCAGUUGUUACACACACACUGUCGAUCGGAGUGGCGAGACGCAGAUGCGCACUCCACGGACACCCAACUCGGCACUUAACUUUUUCUCUGUGCUUGGAUCUAUUAAACAUAUUUUCUCUUCAAUGAGCUUGUGAACAAACGGAGGAUAGAUGUUAUUUUGUGGGCUAAUAUAUUUUUCCAAAUAGCCUCAAAGGACCAGGGUUGAAAUAAGGAUACCCAACUGUGUUUGAGACACCUGCGUUGAUUAGCCUCGCUUGGGAUUUCUCAAAUAUGGAUUAUGUGCGUAAUGUGGCUCAAAUAACAGAGAAUGGAUAUUGCUUGUCAGUAAGGAUUUAAUAUUGAAUCGCCCAGUAGAGGACUGAGGAGAGGGGCAGCCGCAGCCUGACGAUGCCGGACGCGUCUCGGGACGUGUCGGUGUAUUCCUCUCCAGCAGUGGCGGCGAACGCGGAGGGAGACGAGAUAGAAGUGCUGGAGAGUAUCGAUGUCCUUCCCGUGGCCCCAGAGGACUUCGACUCAGAGAGUUCAGGCUUCAUCAGUACAGAGCGGUUCAGGGACCUGCUGGCGGCCCACGGCUCGGAGCUGGACCCUCACAAGCUGGAGGUUCUAUUGGCCCUCGCUGACGGCAACGCAGACGGAAAGAUCUGCUACCAGGACUUUGUCAACCUGAUGUCCAACAAGCGCAGCAACAGCUUCCGGCGGGCCAUCCUCCAGGGAGGUCGUCAGUUGAAGGGGGCCGGGGCCCUGGGGGAGGAGGUGGGACUGGGUCUGUCCCAGAGGCUGGUGAGGCACAUCGCCUAUGAGACCCUACCCCGGGAGAUCGAUAGGAAGUGGUACUUCGACAGCUACACCUGCUGCCCACCACCCUGGCUCAUCCUGGCUAUCACCAUCGCUGAGGUGGCAGUGUUCAUGUACUAUGGCCUGCAGUUGGACCGUUGGGUGCUGCAGGUGUCCAGUCCCCACUUCCUGAGGGGCCCGCUGCCCUACCACCCCCAGCUACGGAUUCAGGCCUGGAGAUACCUCAGCUAUGCCUUCAUGCACGCAGGGAUAGAACACCUGGGUCUGAACAUGGCCAUGCAGCUGCUGGUGGGAGUCCCUCUGGAGAUGGUCCAUGGAGCGCUGAGGAUAGGACUGGUCUACGUGUGUGGUGUACUGGCAGGCUCCCUGGCCGUGUCUGUCACUGAUAUGACUGCUCCGGUGGUGGGGUCGUCUGGAGGAGUCUACGCCCUGGUCUCAGCACACCUGGCCAACGUCGUCAUGAACUGGUCGGGUAUGAAAUGUCAGUUUAAGCUGUUCCGGAUGGCCAUGGCUCUGGUCUGCAUGAGUGUGGAGUUCGGCCGUGCCGUGUGGCUGCGGUUCUACCCGCCGGCCUUCCCGCCCUGCCCCAACCCAAGCUUUGUGGCCCACCUGGGGGGUGUGAUGGUGGGGCUCACCCUGGGGGUUGUAGUCCUCCAGAACUACGAGCAGCGUCUCCAAGAGCAGUCUCUAUUCUGGAUCUUCUUCUCCGUCUACUUCCUCUUUGUCCUCUGUGCUGUCUUCUGGAACGUCUUCGCCUACAGCCUGCUGGACGUCCGGCUUCCCCCCACGCCGUGAGCUCCCCCAGCCUGUGAGGGCAAACUGAGAGGGCCAAUUACGUACCUCAGAUCCAAUGGAACAUAACUAUCUAGGUCCAAGACUUCAGAAUUUGUAUCUUCAUUUUAGAGUACUGUAUGGAACAGAGUGUGGCGGCAUCUCCUCUUAAACCCAAUGGUGCCUAUAACUGUAAGAAAGAGGAUAUUAUGACAGCUAGCUUCAAUAAAGGACAAUUUCAUAGGGUUGGAGAUUGUUAUGAUACACAUGUCUUCGAUCUGUCAUACUAUAUAUAGUACUGUUAUCUGUAAGUCUGAACUGAAGCUAUGAAAUGUUCCACUGUUGACAUGUUAUACUGUACUGAGUACAUCUGACGUGAUAUGGUUUUGUUCCAACUUCCUGAUUUUUCUUUGGUUACCUGACUGUUUAUACAUUCAACGAUGCUACAUUGUUGCCUUUCACAAUAUGUCUGGCAAGACAAAUGGCUAAAGCAGAAAGAGAUCGGUACUCAAGCUAGGUAUUUGCAGGGAGAAUUGGCUUACGUUUUUGUUGUUGCCUUUGGUCCCGUGUGGCUCAGUUGGUAGAGCAUGGUGUUUGCAACGCCAGGGUUGUGGGUUUGAUUCCCACGGGGGACCGGUACGGAGAAAGAAAAUGUAUGAAAUGUAUGCAUUCACUACUGUAAGUCGCUCUGGAUAAGAGUGUCUGCUAAAUGACUAAAAUGUAAUGUAAAUGUGUGUGCGUGUGUGCCGUUUGCAGGAGUGGACAGUAUUAUCCGGGCAACACUGACUUACAUUAUUUUGUCAUGUGCAAAUGGAAGUUGAAACAAAGAUAUAUGUGAUGUUCAAACCCUCUGUGUUCCUGACUGUUGCCAAAACCAUCCCGUAACCAAUAGCAUACAAAAGACAGAGCACUACAGAGAACAUGUACUGUUUUAUUAAUAGGGGGAUAUGUUGCCUUUUGGGAGGAGUACUGGUUGAGUUGAACAUCAGCAUUCUCCCUCUAGCACAGACUUAUUGAUAGGUAUUCAAUAUUUAACUCUGUUACAGACUGUGGAAAUGGUGCUACAUGUAAAUAGGUCCCUCUCUCCAGAGUUAGCCUUCAGUUAGUACUGUACUGUCAAUGCCCUUAAGGAGAAAGCUAAGUCAUGUUGUAUUGGAUGCUGUGUUUGCUUCAAACAGGAGAACACGUCGCAUCUCAACCAGCCAAGGCUCAAAUUAGCCUGGUCCCAGAUCUGUUUGUGCUCUUACCAACUCCAAUGCUGUCAUUGUCAAGCCACAGAUGUUUGGCAUGACAAUGAAUGAUAUGGAGUUGACAUGGUACCAGGAACAGACUGGCACCCAGGCUAGCUCAAGCGUGUACUUAAAAUUAACUUCACGUUAUGCUGCUUCACACAAAAUAAAUAAUAAGAAAGACUGUAAUUAUUAACAAAUUAAUAUUUUAACAUACAAUAGCCGGUUGUUGAUUCUUGAAUUGGUCUACAAUGUGAUGUGUAAAAUAUCCUGUGUAUUUAACAUUUGUUGAUUGUAUAUAAUAAGGUCUAUGAUACGGAACAUAGUGGUAACUGACAAUAUUUUAACAAGUGCGUAUUUUGUAGAUUUGAUAUGUAAAUACUGAAUACUGGAAUACAUUCAACUGUUUUUAUAAUGAAACGUA
Salmo salar (Atlantic salmon) is the source of this 4039-nucleotide messenger RNA. RefSeq names its product rhomboid, veinlet-like 3 (Drosophila) (gene rhbdl3). Gene Ontology annotation, molecular function: serine-type endopeptidase activity; calcium ion binding. Gene Ontology annotation, cellular component: membrane. The record is from RefSeq and is a predicted model, not a curated record. NCBI's taxonomy places the organism in Eukaryota, Metazoa, Chordata, Actinopteri, Salmoniformes, Salmonidae.